Messenger RNA from Anolis sagrei ordinatus, 1264 nucleotides. It is a transcript of the gene TEX28, whose product is annotated as testis expressed 28. NCBI's taxonomy places the organism in Eukaryota, Metazoa, Chordata, Lepidosauria, Squamata, Anolidae. Gene Ontology annotation, cellular component: endomembrane system. The record is from RefSeq and is a predicted model, not a curated record.
AUGGUGGAUCACGUAUCCAAAGGUGAAUCCUCUCAGCAGUUAGAAGAUUCCUCAAGCCAACUCCUAGCGGCACCGACAGAGUCCAGUCGGGGGCGCAGUGCUUCUCUUGCUUCCACCACUUCCCAAUCCUCCUACCGUAGUCAGAAGGAUGCCCUACGCCACCGCAUCCUACACUUAUCUGAGUUGUUGCGAGUGGAGAGGAACAACCGAGAUGAUAAUACCUCUUGUUACGUGGAGCUGGUGAGCAAGGCUGACCGGGAGAAGGCCCCUUCUAUCCGUCAGGCCUUUGAACGCAUCAACCAGCGCUCUUCAGCUAAUAUUGCCCAUCUGGAACGGCGCCUACAAGAUUGUUGUGCCCAGCUAAAGAAACUCGAGCAGAGGGUUCUGACUCCUCAGGAGAGUAGCACUAGUACUGUCUCUAUACAGCACCAGCCACAACCACACAUCUUUACCUCGAGGUCCAGUUUCCCCCGACUGCCACCCUUUCAUCUACCCAGGAUCCGUAAUACAGAAGCAGGAGCAGCGGAAGAAGUCAACCUCCCUCCCCUCUCUGAAAGCAAAGAAACUUGCCCUGUUCCAGAGCCUGUCCCAAAACAAGCCCUCGAGGAAGAAAGCAAGCAGAGGCUUCAGGAAUUGAAGAGCCAGUUAUUAGAGCUCAGGGAAGACAGUAAAGCCCUGGAGGAUGAAUGGCACAGGUUGGAUGAGGCAUGGAGGGCAGACAAACUACAAUUGAUGGAUCUCCUGCAGGAGGAGAAGAAAAGGCGCUAUAAUCUGGAGGUACAAGUGAACGAUGUGAUCCAGAUCAAUCUCAAUGAGAUCACCAACCUCAAACAUGACUUGGCUUGUACUGAAGAGAAGAUGGUGUACCAGUCUUAUGAGAGGUCUCGGGACAUCUGGGAGGUGCUGGAGUCCUACCAGACUCGGCUGGCCAAACUGGAAAUGCAGCAACUGACCCAGCAACAAGAGGCAAUGGAACUGCCCCAGGCCAGUGUAUAUAAACUUUACGGGCAACUUAUGAACCUCCUGCUAACCAUUGCUGCCAUUUUCCUGGUGUGUGCUUCCACCAUUUCAACCUUUGCCCUUCCGCUCUUGCGCACUCGCUGGCGUGCCAUUACCACUCUUCUUGUGGUUAUCAUCAUAAGCGCAGCCUGGAACUAUUUUCCUCACUUUGCCCCAUCGGAAUGGAAAACGUGGCUCCCCUCCACUUCAUAACCAGGGAAUUAAAGGCACAGGCAUUUCCUCACCCGUUACAUUGCUUUCCAAC